UAGACUUGAUGUCCUCGGGUAUUGUGCACAGUACACAUGGUAAUCCCAGUGGUGCUACCGUAUCACGAACAAUGCCAGGGCUUGCACUGUAUGAUGCAAUAGAGACAAUAUAUAACUGAGCCAUUCCCUCCGCUCUGGAAGGUUGAUCGAUAAAGAAACUCCAUCGCAAUAUCGCAACAAUGACUUCCACCGCUAGAAUUACGACCUACCUCGAUUGCGGUAUGUUACCUCCCCGUGCCCUCCUCCCUUGGAGCAUGAAUGGUGCACCAUACCAUGAUAUGGCCAUAUAUAGCUAAUAAAUCAUCAAGUAUCCCCAUACUCCUACUACGCCUUCACUUUCCUAAACAAGCACCGCGCAGCCCUGGACUCCCACGGCGUCAAAGUAGACUUUGUUCCUAUCUUUCUCGGGGCCGUGAACGUUGCGACCGGGAACCAACCUCCGUGGAAGCUCCCCGCAAAAGCCGCGUACUCGGCAAUCGACGUGCAUAAUGCGAAGAGAUACUUCGGGCUUCCUGCGCUGAAGAGGCCGAGUGUGUUUCCGAUCCCCACGAUUAAGGUAUACUCACCUCUUCAUGGGGGGCGUGGUGAAUAAGGGCUGAUGGGUAGUUUAUCUAGCCGCAACGAGGACUAAUCUACAUAAAAUCUCACUUCCCAGAGGAAACCUACCUAGAGGCAUUCCGCCUUCUAUGGGUGUCGCUUUGGGAACAAGACAAAGAUAUCUCACAGGAGUCGCAGCUCAGGGAGACGUGGAGUGGAUUAUUUAAAGAGGGAGAGCUAAAGAAUAUCAUUGAAGCAACUGAGGAGGAGGAGUACAAGAACGCCCUGACGGAGAAUACCAAUGAAGCAGUUAAGAAUGGGGCCUUUGGGGCGCCGUGGUCAGUCGUUAGGAACGCAAAGGGGGAGGAAACGAGGUAUUUUGGGAGCGACAGGUUUCAUUUCAUGUGGGAGUUUCUUGGGAUUGGGGAUGGAGCUGGGUUUGUUCCGAGUCCUAAGGCGGUGCUUUGAUAUGGUAGGCUUUUUUUUGUUGCCUGCUUUUGUGCGCGAAAUUUGAUAGAAUGCAAUCUACUCCAGUUUUCCAACGUUUCAAUUCUCCGCUCAUACAGUAAUAAGAAAAGAGAACAAGAGAACCCUAGUUAUACAUGACCUAUGGAGGACCGAGUAUGGCAUAGGCUAGGGCCCAUCCCCUGGCCACCAAACUGCGGAACUUACAAUCACUUGCUGGUUCAACUGGAGCUAUUUCUCUACUUGUUGAGAGAACAGGAUAUUGUAGUCCAUGCUGUAGUCUUCUGCGCUCGGAAGUUCAUGCACAGCGCAGCAUCAAACCAGAGACACCCUCACCCUUCUCUAGGUAUCGCGAAUAUUAGAUGCCGUAAUUGGCCAAUGCUUGUAUCACACUGUUAAGAGGCGGCCCGGCCUGGUUUCCCUCACCCCUAGUAACCAACCAAACCUUCUUUCCAUAACAACAUUUGAAGCGGCCGAAAAAAAUCAAACCCUCUUCAUAAUAUCUCAGGUGAUUUUGUCCACUCUUUCACUAUCAAUACGCCUAAUAAAUUUAAUGUGGCCCGCGGUUGGUCUAAAACGUUAACAUAUCCAGUAAAUAGCGCAGGAAUAUACCAAGGGGAUUCACCUGGGAACUCGGCAGGGAGUGGGAAGGGCUGCGGGGGUUUGAUCAUAAACUUCUGUAUCCUUUUCAAUACUUUGGGGCUGACGGAGAAACAGGAAUAUAUGUUAUAAAACAGCAAAAGCGUUCUUACUCUUCCAAGGACCACCGCACAGUCUCGUUCCUCUGCAGACUCCCACAAUGACAAAAAGACAUUCCACCAUCAUCCCCCGACAUAGGAGUUACUUCCCGCAAACCCGGGAUAAAACGCUAGCGUAAGUAUCUCCCCUAGUGCCUCGGAGGCGGUAUUAAGAUAUGUGAACCUGCCAGGCCAAUAGCGAGGGAGACUGACUACUCUUACACGCCAGAGAUUUCGAAUAUGGUGUGAUACUAGUCCCCGAGGUGCAUCGGAUAAUGUAGUCUUGUUUCCCUGCGAGUAUCCAGGAGCUCUCAAGAUCUACAUCAGGUAAGAUACUCGAGUAGGCGGCCUUGGGGAAAGGAAUGGUAUGUCUCUCAAUGCUUAAUGUUAGCUUCAUUCGAUCCAAAAAGAUGUCAAUCCCGACGGACACGGGCACCGCGACCAAACCCCAACUGCGCUAGCUUCCGGAAAGGGGAAUAAAUAAGAUUGAAGCACCUCCUGCUACGGGACGACAUCAAUCCCCACCGGCCUGGCUUUCUCCCCGGCCAAGCACUAUUCUUAUGUGUUAUUUUAUGAGAACGAAGGCGCAGGCAGUGAGGCUUCUCUUAACCCCGGGAGAUGUCAACCGAGUUAGAAGAAGGUGGUCAAACACCAAUCAAACCGGCUCUCGAGCUGAAACCUGGUGGAGAGAAAACCUGGGAAACUAUUUAAAGGCAGCCAUGCCGAGUCAGGACAGGUGGGCAAGCAGGGCCGAGCUCCACUCCAGCAGGAUCUCCGGCAUGACUGCGAGGGGAUGGGUGUUGCUCCCAGCCCCGAUUACCUCCCGUCAUCAAGUUGUCUCUUAGUAGAUAUCCCCCUUAAUCAUGUAAACAGCAAAAAAAAAGCCGGGUGUACAGCAGGAAGGUUAGAAAUGCGCCACAGUUUCAUUUCUUUAAUAUGAUUUUCCUCCCUUUCAGGUAUAUUGAGCUGAGGGUCUCUUAGAGAGGGUAGAUCGCCCAACAAAGUGUUCCCCGUUGCUUUUGUCAAGCGCUGGAAUGGAAGCCGAAGGGAACGAUGAGUUGAGAGGACGAGCUUGUUGGUUUGCAGGUUGCACAUUUCGUAGUUAAACCAGCGAGAAAGGUGAAACAAAAGUAGAAUCCACUCAAAAGCUGGAUGAUCGAGCGGAUCAAUCCAUCAUCGUCCGCCGGAGCUAGGGGAAGUCGCCACUCUGCGGGUGAGGUAAACCAAGGAUUGGACUACCGUAUACACUUAUGAACCCGGUUUCCCGAUUUCCCCCUUCCCCAAUAUCUUUGUUUAGAUUGAAUGAAUACCAGAUCCCAGAAGGAUACUGGCAUUGAAUAUCGGAGUAGGAUCACGAUACCUGACACCCUGUUUC
Molecule: messenger RNA, 3114 nt
Organism: Tuber aestivum (summer truffle)
Lineage: Eukaryota; Fungi; Ascomycota; Pezizomycetes; Pezizales; Tuberaceae
Source: the annotation of a GenBank genome assembly